CCUCCAGCCUCCAGCCUGCUGCCUCCCUCUCUGUUCACACGGCAAGGUCUUGAGCCACUAGAUGCGGCGUGGACGUUCAGCAGGCCAGGGUAGGUCUGAAUCAACCCGUAGCAGCACUACUGCCGAAGCUCGUCCUGCACGUCAGGGCGGCAGCAAUAGAUCCGGUGCGGCGGAGGAUAGUGAGGAAUUGCCGGCGUGGAAGCGGCAUCUGUCCUUCCGCGGGCAGCCGUACCGGUAUGCCCACCACCAGAAUGGGGUGAUGGGCCACUUUCAGGUACGAGUCGUGGCCGCCUCCGAGAUUUCGGAGCCGGACUGGUCUCGUGUGACGGGCAACCUCAACAUCAAUGCCAUUGCUGGCAGCGGGUCGGGCACAGGGAGCGCUCUCCCCUACGUCGCUGUGUCCCUCGGGAAAUACACCGUAAGGAGCUCGGCUCAGGAGGCGCAGCCGGACUCUCUCGGGACCAUGCGCGCCUCAUGGCCGCGGGGAAUGCUGUCGGUGGAGGUGAUGAAGGGGGGCAUCCGGCCCGGCGAACUCCCCCGGCUUGCCGUUCAGGUGUACAACCAAGAUAGCAUCGUCCAAUCGGUGCUGAGCUCGGCCGUGAGCACGGUGAUGGGGUCUCGGGGAAGCCUACUUGGGGCAGGGGAGCUGGAUGUGUCUUCGCUUCUCUCCGGCGGGGCACACCUUAUCGACACCUGGAUAGAGCUCGAGCCGAAAGGGCGAGUACAUGUUCACGUGGAGUACGAGCCGAAGGGCAUUCAGCCGGAAAAAAACGACGUCGUGUUUCUCGAGAGCUUUGCGAGGUGGGGCGACAGUCUCGUGAUACCCCCCGGCGUUCCGAUGGUGGUGUUGGACUGCAAGCCCCCCUUCCUGCUGGUCGCGUUCGAAACCUUCACGGGGAGAGAGGGGCGGGUAAGGCUUCACCGCAACACUGUCUCGGUGGUGGAGAGGCUCAGCUGGCUCGACGUGUCGCUGGCCAUGCUUGCAAGGCCGGUGGACGCGCUUCUGAGAACAGAAACCGGAAGUUGGUGCGUCCGAAAGUCUCGCCCUCUGCUGCAGCCCUUGAUCGUGAUGGUUGCGCCCCUCCAGGCGUCUCUGCUGGUGGCGUUUUCUGCGCUAAAAGUUGCCUUGAAAGGCGUGCUUAUGGGCACCCAUGCAGUCUAUCAGGAGGCUGUUGUAAACAAUUGAGUGGUUUUGUGAUUGUCUCUUUCUUGUGAGAACUGUGCGGUGUGGCUCGGCUUGUGAGAACUUUGUGGUGUGGGUCGGGUCCUGCUGUGUGAAUGUUUGGAACUACUUUGUUGUGCUGCUGCUGUAUUGGCACAUACGUGUGAAUUGCUUUCGGGUUGUCGCUAUUGGUUGGAUGUACAGAUGGUGUUGCUGCUUCUGUGUUGGUGUUCCCCGGGAAAAUAUGCGUCACAGUAGACGCAUAUUGAAAAUGUAUUUUCCCGGGCACGGAUAUCUUGCCCGUUUUUAGGAAUGUUCGGUUGCUGGUGACAUGCGAUGAAGUGCAUGAUCAAAGAGGCUGGGAUGUAUUUCACAUCACGCUCCCAAGAGCGUUUGGCCGCAGAUGUUUUUCACCUUUGUGAACUGAAUGACACAAACACGGGUUGUCUCCCCUGUUACCUUGGGCGUGCGAUCUCUUUUUCUGCGAGGCACGUUUCAGUUGCGGCGUAAGAGGACGACUUGGCAAACAAACGGUUUGGUUGACGAUGUAUACCAGGU
This is a messenger RNA of Ectocarpus sp. CCAP 1310/34, 1720 nucleotides long. The record is from the annotation of a GenBank genome assembly. Lineage: Eukaryota; Phaeophyceae; Ectocarpales; Ectocarpaceae.